UACUUUUGUAAGGAUAUGCAUGAUUGUUGAUCACCACCUUUUUCUUCUUCCCCUCCUAGAUGCCCAUUAUUUUCACUCUGCCUGAAAAAAACAGCACCUUCCACCCAUUUCCAUGGAAAAGCUUCAGCCUUGCCAGAUUCUUUUCAUUCUAUUUCCUUUCCUAACCAUUCAAUUCUGUUUUCUCAUUCUUCCCUCCUCAGGUUACACUCCUCCUGAUAAGUACUUCAUUAAUUGUGGAUCACAGUCCAACGCCAGUCUUGGGCAGCGAACUUUUGUUGGCGACCUCUCUUACCCUGAUGGUUCUGUGAAGAGCAGCAGCCAAUCAGAAAAUACUUCACUUUAUCAAACUGCAAGAGUUUUCAACAAAUCAUCUUCAUAUCGUUUGCACAUCUAUGAGACAGGAAGGAAAGGCAAUUUCAGUGGGUUGUUGUGUCAUGGCUUGCAUACUACCUACAGGAUCAAUGUUGGAGGUUCCAACCUCACAGCAGAUAACGAUAGGCUGUGGAGAAAUUGGAUACCUGACGAUGAUUUCUUGACUUACCCUGAAACUGCAAAGAACAGUUCAUUCUUUUCUGGGCAACUGCCUAAGGGUCCGCAGAAUACUGAGUAUGUUGCUCCUGAUCUUGUAUAUAGGACUGCUAAAGAAUUGAAGCAGACAAAUUUUUCCAAUAUAACUUGGGGUUUCAAUGUCAGCAAGAAUUCUCAUUACCUUGUUCGGGUACACUUUUGUGACAUUAUUAGUACACAACAUGAUGCUCUCAAGUUCUAUUUUCAUAUUUAUAGCAACUUCAGUGCGAAUAUCAGUUCUUAUGACAUAACUAGACUUCUGGCAUCACCGUUUUACUUUGAUUUUGUUGUUGAGUCAGAUAAUUCUGGAUUCAUAAAUGUAAGUGUGCAUCGACUCAAUGAUUCUGAACUCAAUGAUUUUGCAACUAAAAAUGCCAUUUUGAAUGGACUGGAGAUUAUGAAAAUGCUGAAAAAAUCACAGAAACCCAAGAAGAAAACUCAGCCUAUUAUGGUUGGUUCAGUAAGUACUUUGCUAUUUGUUGUGGUCUUAAUAAUAGGUUUACUGGUGAUCCUGAAAUCCAGAAGAACAAAAUCUUAUAGGACUUCAGGUAGGCCAUUUUCUAUGCCUCUUUAUGGAGGAAGUUCUUAUAAUUGGUCGUCUGAAAGAACUGCCAAUGUGUCCAUUGCUCCUGACUUGAAACUGGCAUUGAAGAUACCAUAUGUUGAAAUACAGCGCGCAACGAAGAACUUCAAUUCAAAAUUGAUGAUUGGAGAGGGUGGGUUUGGGAAAGUCUACAAAGGAAUACUCCGUGAAGGUGUACAAGUGGCAGUGAAAAGAAGUGAACCAGGUCAUGGGCAGGGUAUUUUGGAAUUCCAAACUGAGAUUAUGGUCUUAUCCCAAAUUCGCCACCGUCAUCUUGUUUCCUUGAUUGGAUAUUGUGAUGAGAGGUCUGAAAUGAUAUUGGUUUACGAAUUUAUGGAAAAGGGUACUCUGAGAGAUCAUCUUUACAUAUCAGAUGCGGAUUCUGAAAAGUCAACUUCACGAUCUGAACUGUCAUGGGAGCAAAGACUUAAAAUUUGCAUUGAUUCUGCAAAGGGACUUCAUUAUCUGCACACUAGCUUAGCAACGAGAAUCAUUCACCGUGAUGUUAAGUCAACAAACAUCCUGCUUAAUGAAGAUUAUAUAGCUAAAGUUGCUGAUUUUGGUCUUUCUAAGUCAGGUCCUCUGGAUCCAGACGAGAACACAGGUGUAAAAGGCAGCUUUGGUUAUCUGGAUCCUGAAUAUUUUAUGUGCCUACAAUUGACAGAAAAAUCAGAUGUUUACUCUUUCGGAGUGGUACUUCUUGAGGUGCUUUGUGCCAGACCAGCUAUUAUGACCACCGAUCGGAGGGAGGAGGUGAACUUAGCAGAAUGGGGGAUGCUUUGGCAAAAGAAAGGGCAGCUUGAAAAAAUUAUUGAUCCUGCUCUGGUAGGUACCAUCAACUCUAGUUCAUUGCGAAAAUUUGGUGAAACUGCUGAGAAAUGUUUGAGGCCUAAUAGCGUGAAGAGGCCUAUGAUGCAUGAUGUGUUGUGGGACUUGGAAUUUGCAUUGCGGCUUCAGCAAACUUCAAAGCACACAGAUAUAGAUGAUGACAGCAUGAACAGUGCACCUAUGGAACUGGCAUUUCAAAUUGUAGAUCACCUUCCAUCUCAUAGAGUACCAGCUGAAGAAGACGAUUCAUUUGCAGGAGGUGAUGAUAGUAGAGUUAAUGGCUAGUGGGGUGUUCUCCCAACUGAAAAUUGAUGCUGGCAGAUAAUCUCGACUGGUCAGAUUCAGGAUGAAUCAUGCAUGUUUCUCCACAUCUUUCUUCUACUUCUUCUUCUUCUUCUUCUUCCUCUCUCUCUCUCUCUCUCCCUCUUCUUUUGAAUCUCUGAUGAGUCAACCUUAAUUUCUUAUGGCUUGAAUGUAAUCCUUAAAGUCUGUAGACGAGAUUAUGUCAUUAAUUCCUAAAUAUAAUAAAAUUUCUAAAUAAUAUAGCUAGAGGGACUCGUGUCCUUCCUCAGCCUCCUCAAGACGUUCAGCAACGCUUGUUAAAUGACUUGGUGUUUCAUA
This is a messenger RNA of Hevea brasiliensis (rubber tree), 2599 nucleotides long. RefSeq names its product receptor-like protein kinase THESEUS 1. The transcript is spliced from 2 exons. Gene Ontology annotation, cellular component: plasmodesma; plasma membrane. The record is from RefSeq and is a predicted model, not a curated record. NCBI's taxonomy places the organism in Eukaryota, Viridiplantae, Streptophyta, Magnoliopsida, Malpighiales, Euphorbiaceae. Gene Ontology annotation, molecular function: ATP binding; transmembrane receptor protein tyrosine kinase activity. Bases 113 to 2263 code for a protein of 716 amino acids. Gene Ontology annotation, biological process: protein autophosphorylation.